AUGCCCAUGACUCCCGCUGUUGCUCGGACACCUUGGAGAUGACCCGCGCCCACUAGCAUGCCUGGAUGGUUCAAAAAGGCGUGGUAUGGGCUGGCAUCUGUGCUCAGCUGCUCCUCCUUCCUCCUGAUCAUCGUGGCCCUGGCCGUGCCCCACUGGCUGAGUGGGAAGAUCCUUUGUCAGACUGGAGUGGACCUGGUCAACGCCACAGAUCCAGAGCUGGUUAAAUUCAUUGGAGACAUUUACUACGGGCUCUUCCGAGGGUGUAAGGUGCGGCAGUGCGGGCUCGGGGGACGCCAGUCCCAGUUCACCAUCUUCCCACACCUGGUGAAAGAACUCAACACGGGCCUCCACGUGACGAUUCUGCUGCUGCUCUUCCUGGCCUUGGCUCUGGCUCUGGUCAGCAUGGGCUUUGCCAUUCUGAACAUGAUUCAGGUCCCCUACCGGGCAGUGAAUGGCCCAGGGGGCAUCUGCCUGUGGAACGUCCUGGCAGGUGGAGUCGUGGCCUUGGCCAUCGUCAGCUUCAUGGCCGAGGUGAAAUUUCACGACCUGACGGAGCGAAUCGCCAACUUUCAGGAGCGGCUCUUUCAGUUCGUGGUGGUGGAGGAACAGUACGAAGAGUCCUUUUGGAUCUGCGUGGCUAGUGCUUCAGCCCACGCUGCAAACCUGGUCGUGGUGGCCAUCAGUCAAAUUCCCCUCCCUAAGAUCACGACCAAAAUUGAAGAGGCCACAGUCACGGCCGAGGACAUCUUAUAUUAACAGCCUUCUUCUG
Molecule: messenger RNA, 769 nt
Organism: Ochotona curzoniae (black-lipped pika)
Lineage: Eukaryota; Metazoa; Chordata; Mammalia; Lagomorpha; Ochotonidae
Gene: CLRN2
Product: clarin 2
Exons: 3
Coding region: 58-756 (232 amino acids)
Source: RefSeq, a predicted model, not a curated record